UCAUCGUUAGUCUAUUUUUAAAAUUAAAUGCUGCCACGGUAAAUCGAUUUUCGUGCACAUAAUAAUUUCCUCCAGGUAUAAAUACAGAAAACUAGGUUUUCAUUUAACAUAAACUCUAUGAAUUUUAGAUAGAAACUUGUGUUUUUAUUUCCUGUGUUGGCAACAUUUCAAUGUUUGUAGCAAAUACUAGAGAUGGGCUUUUUAGUAAAAUUAUUGUCAUAGGUUAGUCGUUACGCGUUGUAUGUUAAUUAUUAAUAAACUUUAUAUUUUUAAGAAUUCAAAUUUUAUAACUUCAAAUUAAUUAAUUGUUUUACUAACAAUGGUUGUCUUGACGCAAAAAUACAAGCAUCCGGCACCACUUCCAGAAACGAUUGUUUACCCUGAUGAUGAGACAUUAAAAUUACCACCACCUGUUCCAUUUCUAAAAGUUUCUAAAGUUAGCCUUGGAAUCGUCGUUUCUUGGAACAUGACUCUCGAUAAUCAAUAUGCAGAUAUUGAAAGUUAUCAAUUGUAUACAUACAGAGAAAAUACAAAAGCACCUGCUUCAUCAACGUGGAAAAAAGUUGGAGAUAUCUGUGCUUUAAAAUUACCGAUGGCUUGUACUUUAACUCAGCUUUCAAAGGGUAUUAAAUAUUAUUUUGCCGUAAGAGCAGUUGAUAAAUAUUCCAGAGUUGGACCAUUCAGUCAGCCAGGUGUAAUUUCUUUAUAAUUAAUAAUAAUUAUUAAUAGAUAAAUA
This is a messenger RNA of Cotesia glomerata, 736 nucleotides long. RefSeq names its product activating transcription factor 7-interacting protein 1-like. Bases 320 to 709 code for a protein of 129 amino acids. The record is from RefSeq and is a predicted model, not a curated record. Gene Ontology annotation, cellular component: nucleus; transcription regulator complex. Lineage: Eukaryota; Metazoa; Arthropoda; Insecta; Hymenoptera; Braconidae. Gene Ontology annotation, molecular function: protein binding; transcription coregulator activity. The transcript has 4 exons. Gene Ontology annotation, biological process: regulation of DNA-templated transcription.